AUGCAUCUAUACACUUCCCAUCUUCAACAGUGGGAAUACCUAGGUCGAUUCUUCAGGGUUCAACAACAGAUUUGUAAACAUCAAACGUAUACGAUUCUGGAUCUCGGCAUGAUUAUGGCGCUUUGGAUCCCGCAACGUGAACAUCAUUUAGAAAAACAGGAACUCUAUAAGAAAGUAUUUCCCAACUUCUACAUCCUUGGAUGGUAUUCAACAGGCGCCGAUGCAGAAGAAUCAGAUAUGCACAUACACAAAGCUUUGAUGGAUAUCAACGAAAGCCCUGUGUAUGUUCUUUUGAACCCUUUGAUCAAUCAUGCACAAAAGGAUCUUCUAGUAAAUAUCUAUGAAAGUGAGUUGCAUGUGAUUGAUGGGAUUUCACAACUUAUUUUUGUACGCUCCAGCUACACUAUAGAGACAGUAGAAACUGAAAGGAUAUAUGUUGACCAUGUUGCUCACCUCAAACCAUCUGACCUCGUUGAACUCCAACCUCCACUACUGUACGGUCUAUACAAUGUUAAGAACAUUGAAGGAGGCAACCUCCGCCAGCCAUCCCUCAGGUCUCAACAAGUUCCAAGGUUUGGUUUAGCUAUCUUUCUGAUCCCACUUCCCACGCAGCAAACCUCUACACAUGAACACCGCCCCCAAAGGGCUUAGUUGUCUUGUGGCGUGAUGCUCUUCACAGAUGAUUACAGAGGCUUUGAUUGGUGGUCAUUAGUUUUCACCAUCACCUCCUUGUUCAUUCCUAAAAUAAAGACCUUAGAACAAUUUUGAUUUUUAACAUGAAAAUUGGAUGACGUUCUUCUUGGAUUUGACACUCUCAAACCCUAUCUGGUGAGUUAAUGACAAUUCACUUCCCCAAAAAUUGAUGAUGUUCUUCUUGGAUUUGUUGGUCCUGUUUGAAUUUGUCUUCAGUAUUUGUUAGGAUUCAGAUAAAUAGUCCUAGUUACCAAAGGAGUGGUAGAAGUAGUCCUACAUUCUUGGUAUUGGUCAAGCACUGAAAUCCUAGUAUUUGUACCCUUGAAAGAUCCCUUCAUUCUCUUUGAGAUGAAGCAUUUUUUGACAGAUCCGGGGGAGAGUAGCUUUAGCCACCGAUUUAAUUUUUUAAAUGUUAAUCGUUACUGAAAGGAAACUGGUGGUCAGCAGUCCAUGGUUGUUGAACGUGAAUAACUCUAGAGUUAGAAGAGGAAAAGAAAGCUCAAGCUGGAAGAGAUAAGAUGUUGCAAAUGCAAGUGUUGCAUUCUUCAUUUCAAUUGUUAGUUUGAAACACAGAGUAGAUUAGAUGAAUGCAAAUUUAUAUAUUGUGAGAAAUAGAAUUGUAUGACAUUAAAUUUUAUGCAAUGGAUUGUAUUUUUUGUAU
Molecule: messenger RNA, 1354 nt
Organism: Lactuca virosa
Lineage: Eukaryota; Viridiplantae; Streptophyta; Magnoliopsida; Asterales; Asteraceae
Source: the annotation of a GenBank genome assembly